This is a messenger RNA of Xenopus tropicalis (tropical clawed frog), 2241 nucleotides long. RefSeq names its product RING finger protein 112 gene 3 (gene rnf112.3). Gene Ontology annotation, molecular function: GTPase activity; metal ion binding; GTP binding. Lineage: Eukaryota; Metazoa; Chordata; Amphibia; Anura; Pipidae. Bases 1 to 2241 code for a protein of 746 amino acids. The record is from RefSeq and is a predicted model, not a curated record. The transcript has 18 exons.
AUGCAAGGGGAGGGACCUACAAGCUUCCAGAGUUUGGAGGAGGAAAUCCUAUGUUCUAUUUGUUACAAUGAGCUUGAUGACCUGGUCUCCAUUGGCUGCGGCCACACCUUCUGCAGGGAGUGCAUCACAACUUACUGGGGCACCUCACAGCAAUGCCUCUGCCCCGAGUGCCGGACGGUUUGUCCCGAGGAUCAGCUGAUUCCUGUCCAUAGACUCAAGUCUCUGAUCACAAAGAUCCAACAGGAGGUUAAAGGAGAGCAGACCAAGAAGAGAACUUCUAUUGUGGGCUAUCAGGAGGAUAUUGCUUCUCCUUCCGAGAGAACUUCUAUUGAGGGCUAUCAGGAGGAUAUUGCUUCUCCUCCCAACAGAACUUCUAUUGAGGGCUAUCAGGAAGAUAUUGCUUCUCCUCCCGAGAGAACUUCUAUUGAGGGCUAUCAGGAGGAUACUUUAGAGAGCUCUGUCUGUGCCAUUCAGUUAGUGAGCCCUGAUGAGUUUGGUCACCUCCGAGUAAAUAAAGAUGCCGUACAGACCUGUUUUAUGAACAGUGUGGUCAUGGAUUACCCUGUGUGCCUAAUAUGUGUGAUUGGAGAGAGACAGGGUAAAUCUUCUCUCAUAAACCUCAUCCUGAGGGCCCUGUCCUGCCAGGAGAAGGGCCAACCACUAAGCCUGGGGCCAGGCAAUGAGACGCGGAUGGAGUGGAAAGUUGGAAUAAACAAUAUGGCCAAGGGUAUCUGGAUGUGGAGCAAGCCAUUCAUUCUGGAACAUUAUGGAGAAAAGAUGGCGGUGUUUGUUCUGGACACAGAAGACUCGUUGGACCUUAAUAGCUCCAGUGACAUUGGGAUUAGGCUCUCUGCUAUAUCAGCAGUGCUUAGCUCAUAUCUGAUUUUCAAUGUUGACUCAGACCUGAAAAUAACAACAUUGGACUAUUUCAAGAUGUAUUUCCGUGUUACUAAGUGUGUUGAGGAAUCCUUUGAUCUGCAGCCCUUCCAGCACGUGGAUAUCAUUAGAUGUGACGGGGAAGAGUUAAAGACGUGUGGAAAAGAAGACUUGUUGAAUUUUAUCAUUCGAGAGUCUCAGAGGCUGCCAAACCCCUCUCUUUAUAAACUGGUGUCAGAUACCCUGACGGGCCCAUUAGCAGACUGCUCGUACCUGCCCCACCCAGGGCAAAGGUUGUUAAACCCUUCUCGGAGAAGAUCAUCAGAUAUGGAAGAGGAUUCCAGUAUUCUCUUUACAACCUACAUAUUCAACCUUGUGAGAGACAUUUGGCUCCACAAAAAAUUGGACAAAACGGGUGGGAAAGUCACGGGUGCCCAACUGGCGAGGACAUUAAAGAGUGUUGUGAACAUUUUGCAGACUGCAAAACAGCAAUUUCCCUCCCCGUUGCAGAUGUUUUUUCAGUUUAAAAAUCACAAGAACAUGGAAAAAUUGAAAGAACAGUUCCACAGUUUUAUACACAAAAUGCGUGAAGAAACAGAUCAUCUGAUUAAAGUACGGAAUUUGAGGCCAACGCGAAUGGAGUCCAACAUCAAUGAUAUUGUAACCUGUUUCAUGAGCGAGUUUAUAGAAUCAUUGAAAGGGGAUGAUAUCCAAGAGAAGGAAAGGCUUAACAAUGAACUGGAAUCCUAUUUGUUGCAACACCAACAAGAGUUCUGUGAAGACUACGCCAAGAAGUUCUAUAAAUUUCAUAAUCACAAGAUAACAGUGAAUACCAAACAGACCUUUUUGGGUAAAAUAUUUCUAGAGGAAUCGAGAAUGAUUUUUCAUAUCAGGAACCAUGUGGAGCCUCAUAUGAUAGAGAACAAGAUGCACAAUGUAGUCAGUGAAUUUGUAGCUAUUUAUUCAGAGUCUCUUGAAGGCCUUGGAGACCAAAAGAAGCAACUGCGUGUCAAAAAAAUGAAAUCUUAUUUUUUGUCAAAGAAGGAAGAGUUCUGUAUGGAGUACAGCAAGAAAUAUUAUGCUCUUGAAAAUAAAAAAAACAUGAAAAUAAUAAAGAAAGAUUUCCAGGAUUCUCUAAAGGAAUUGGAAAAAGAAACAUCAACCUGUCUGCUGAAGAACUUGAUGAUGACGCCCGACAAAAUGGAGUCCCAGAUCAGCAAUACCAUCCCCAGAUACAUAUUUGCAUUUCAAAACUCACUUGAGGGCGUCGAUAACCAAGAGCAGGAGAUCCUUGUGAACUACCUGGAAGUUUAUUUCACUCAACAGCAGGAAGCAUUCUGUGAAGAUUACCAGACCAUAUCCUAG